Molecule: messenger RNA, 561 nt
Organism: Aspergillus glaucus CBS 516.65
Lineage: Eukaryota; Fungi; Ascomycota; Eurotiomycetes; Eurotiales; Aspergillaceae
Product: ankyrin repeat domain-containing protein
Exons: 1
Coding region: 1-561 (186 amino acids)
Molecular function (GO): protein binding
Source: RefSeq, a predicted model, not a curated record
AUGAGAAGCAAGCGGAAUGAACUCCAUAUCUUGACCCCAACAAAAGAAGAUGAGCUACUUCAGGUUGAAAGAUGGGCGCAUCCCGUAUCUCGUGCCGCCUGGCGGGGUAGUCUUGACGUUGUGCUGCUGGCCGUCGGGUAUGGAGUUGACCCAGACUACCAGAAUCCCGCGGGAAACACUCCUCUUGCCCUGGCUGCCUAUAGUGGCCAUAUCGACGUGGUAUACUUCUUGCUAUCGCAUGGGGCCAGACCGGGCCUCAAGGAUAUUUACCGGAACAACUCCCCGCUCACACAUGCAGCCGGUGAAGGACAUGGGGAAGUUGGCAAGAGGCCCCUAAUUCAUGCAGCGAGGCAAUGCCGACCCGAUACGGUGAAGUUGCUUAUUGAAUGUGGUGCCGACUUUAAUAUGGUGAACCAUAAAGGAGAUAGCGUUCUUUCGGCGGCCGCAAGGACCGGGGAUGUUCCACUACUCCAAUUGCUUCUUGACUUGGGGGUUGACAUGGACCUCUGCGUUUUGUUUGGGCAGUGCACGAGUACCAUCGCGAUGCAGUCCAGUUUUUGA